AUGCUGUGGGUGAGAAAACAAAGACAAAACGGACUUGCAGCACCUCCAAAAGCAACAAUUGAAAACAUAUUUACAUGGACUGGGCUAAAUUCUCUUGUAUCUUCUGAGGAACAUAUUUUCACGGAGCGCUACAGCCGGGCGGGGCCUCGGCAGUUCGUAGGUUUCCGUCACGGCCAACCGAGCGUUGCCGAGGACGGCCGGAGAUUCCAACAGGCGCCCCGCGCACGCUCUGUGUGGGUCUCAGUAAUGGCGGCGGCGCGGGCGGAGGCGGGCGGCUCCCGUUCGGUCACGGCCGGGGCCGCGGGCCCCGCCAUGGGCGACGUGGGGCCCGCCAUGGACGAGCGGACGGCCGCGAGCCCCACCGUGGACGGUCCCGAGGGCGGGACGGGCGCCGUCACGGUGGCGGAGGAGCCGCCGGCGCCGCCGCCGCUGCCGGGGCUGCGGCUGGUGCAGCAGGGCGCCGAGGCGCACGUGUACCGCGGGCUCUUCCUCGGGCGGGCCGCGGUGGCGAAGCUCCGCGUCCCCAAGCGGUACCGGCACCCCGCGCUGGAGGAGCGGCUGAGUCGGCGGCGCACGGCCCAGGAGGCGCGGUCGCUGCUGCGGUGCCGGCGGGCAGGGAUUCCAGCUCCAGUGGUUUACUUCGUGGAUUACGUCACCAACUCCAUCUAUCUUGAAGAUAUUGUAGACUCAAUUACUGUUCAGGAUCAUAUUUAUUCUGUACAAAAGAGUGGAAAUGAUACCAGUGGCCUCCAUAAGUUAGCAGAGAAGAUGGGUGAGCUGUUAGCAAGGAUGCACGAUGAGGAUAUUAUCCAUGGGGAUCUUACAACUGCCAAUCUCCUCCUGCGGCCGCCCACAGAGAAGCUGGACUUGGUGUUGAUAGACUUUGGACUCAGUUUUAUUUCGGGUCUUCCAGAGGAUAAAGGAGUUGAUUUGUAUGUUCUGGAAAAAGCCUUCAUUAGCACUCAUCCAGAUACUGAAACAAUGUUCCAAGCUCUGCUAAAGACCUAUUCAGCAGCAUCUAAAAAAUCUGGUCCUGUGAUCAAAAAGCUGGAUGAGGUUCGGCUAAGGGGAAGGAAGAGAUCCAUGAUUGGGUAGAAGAGAGUGGGGUUAGGAAUGGAGAAAUAAUAGGUUUUGCAAAUGGGGU
Molecule: messenger RNA, 1144 nt
Organism: Cinclus cinclus
Lineage: Eukaryota; Metazoa; Chordata; Aves; Passeriformes; Cinclidae
Gene: TP53RK
Product: TP53 regulating kinase
Biological process (GO): protein phosphorylation
Cellular component (GO): cytosol; EKC/KEOPS complex; nucleus
Molecular function (GO): protein serine/threonine kinase activity; ATP binding
Source: RefSeq, a predicted model, not a curated record